AUGAAGUUAUCACUCGUUCUAACAACAGGUAUCUUGGCUGUUGCUAGUGCUGCGCCGAAGGCAAAGUAUAUGGAGAAUGACAAGCUGGCUGAUCGGGGUUUGAACAACUUGAAGGCAUACGUCGCCGAAUACGGCUAUCCAAACGCGCAUAAGUGCACUUUGGAGACUGCAUAUGUAAGAAAGGAAUGGGCGAAUCUUUCAAGAUCUGAGAAACGUGAUUAUAUCAAAGCGGUGCAGUGUCUUGGGAAGAAGCCAGCCAAAACCCCGGCUGCGAUCGCUGCGGGCGCGAAGAGUCGAUACGACGACCUUGUCGUGACACAUAUUCAGCAAUCGCUCUUUAUUCAUGGAACGGCCAACUUUCUGUCAUGGCAUCGGUACUUCACUUGGACGUUCGAGCAGAUGCUUCGCAAUGAGUGUGGUUACAAGGGUUACCAGCCCUACUACAACUGGGCUCAUUGGUCGCAUGACCCAAAGAGCGGACCAUUCUUUGAUGGCAGCGAAUUCAGCAUGUCUGGUGAUGGCGCGUACAUUCCGGGAAGAAACUACUCUUGCUUUCCAUAUGAAGACCCAUGUCUCAUGAAGCUGCAACCUGGCUCGGGAGGUGGUUGUGUCACUUCAGGUCCGUUUAAAGAUUGGAAGAUCAACAUGGGCCCCCUGCAAACGAUGCUGAAGGUCCCUGGUGGUAUACCACCAAAUCCACAAGCCGAUGGUUUGGGCUACAAUCCACGCUGUCUUUCUCGCGACAUUAGUCUACAGGCAGCGAAUUCAACAAGUGACUUCGAAGUCUCUUCUCUCAUCAAGAUAAAAGACCUAGCGCGCUUCCAAACGGUUUAUCAGGGAGAGUUUGAGAAAAACUUCAUGGGCGUACACACGGGUGGCCAUUAUACUAUCGGAGGAGAUGCCGGCUCAGACUUUUACAACUCGCCUGCAGACCCAGCAUUCUUUCCUCAUCACGGCAUGAUUGAUAGGGUAUGGUGGUAA
Messenger RNA from Alternaria atra, 981 nucleotides. RefSeq lists its product as uncharacterized. The record is from RefSeq and is a predicted model, not a curated record. The transcript has 3 exons. Bases 1 to 981 code for a protein of 326 amino acids. Gene Ontology annotation, molecular function: oxidoreductase activity. Lineage: Eukaryota; Fungi; Ascomycota; Dothideomycetes; Pleosporales; Pleosporaceae.